Trematosphaeria pertusa is the source of this 2550-nucleotide messenger RNA. RefSeq lists its product as uncharacterized. NCBI's taxonomy places the organism in Eukaryota, Fungi, Ascomycota, Dothideomycetes, Pleosporales, Trematosphaeriaceae. The transcript has 2 exons. The coding region runs from base 217 to 2376 and encodes 719 amino acids. The record is from RefSeq and is a predicted model, not a curated record.
CCCUCGUCGUUGCCUCUGCAUUCACCACCACCGCUCCCUCGCCCAUCCCCCCCCCGCUGCGGCCGUGUACACGCCAGGCCGCACUCACAUAAUCCAGCCAGCCUCAGCCCCAACUCCGUGAGCAGCGCCCCUUCAGCAGCCCCCUCGCCGCAGAUGCAGACAUAAGCCGCGCUCCCAAGCCAGACAAGACACGCACACGCACACGCACCACCCGCCAUGUCGUCGCGCUUCAAUCUCAACCCGCGCAAGAUGUUCAUACGGACGCGCUUCAACUACGAGAAGCUGCCUGGCGCCGACAGCCAGAGCUCCUCCCCCCUGCCGCUCUUCACCAGCAAGUCGUGGUCCAAGUCGUACCGCAACCACACAUGGGCAAACCGCCUGCAGCGUCCGCGCAUGUCCUUCGCGCGCCUUGUCAUGCUCGUCGUGACCGCCGUGCUGCUGGUCUCGAUGCUGGGCACGGGCAUCUACAGGAAGCACAGAUGGAACGCCCAGCAGCGAAAGGGCGAGGACCGCAAGCUGUACCACUGGGAGCACUACCCGCGGUUACGCGGGCUGUUCAAUGGCGUGCGCACCCUGGUGCCCUACGCCGACUGGGUCUCCGAGCAGAACUACGUCAAGUACUCUCAGAGCCCCAACCCGGAGGACAACAUCAAGCCUAAGUGGCCGCCCAUGUCCAAGGAGCACAAGGAGCCGCCGCUCGACCCCGUGCCCUUCAAUCCCUACCCCGACUACACCAGCGUCGAGUACCUCAAGACCCACGCCCCAGUCGAGACGUGCUACCUUGACGCCGAGGACAAGCUCGAUCUGCCUGACAUCUAUGCCUACCCCGGCAUUCCCCAGAACCAGACUGCCCCCUUCUUUGGCUCCUACGAAGAGCUCGGCAUAAACGAAAAGGUCUGCUUCGACCGCUUCGGUCGCUUCGGCCCCUAUGGCUACUCCUACUCGCGCGACCAGGGUGGCUUCGACCUGGCCGCAAAGUCAGAGAAGGCCGGCGCAGACAAGAUCUGGAGCUGGGAGAAGAAGAUCGACUACCGCCACGUGAACUGGGGCAAGGCCCAGAAGCGAUGCUAUGAGAAGAACAAGGCUCGCUUCCAGAAGAACGACACGACUGCCAGUGAGAACACCCAGCCCGCCAAGAAGAAGGUCCCUCGUCACGCCUACAUCCUCCGCACCUGGACUGGUUACAAGUACAGCGACUACCAGAUCCUGACCAUCCGCGCCAUGAUCAAUGAGCUCGCUCUCAAGUCGGGCGGCGAAUACGACGUCCACUUCCUGCUCCACGUCAAAGAUGACAGCAUUCCCAUCUGGUCUUCGGAAGAAGUUUACCAGAAGACGAUCCAGGACAACCUCCCCGAGGAGUUCUGGGGCAUGGCGACCCUGUGGUCUGAGCAGCAGAUGCGGAUGUACUACCCGGAACCCUUCCCCAACAACGUCUACAAUCACGCCAAGGCUCCCGUACAUUCCGUCUAUCGUAGCGCUCACUUUGCGAUGCAAUGGUUUGCCCAGGCGCGUCCCGAGUACGACUUCUACUGGAAUUGGGAGAUGGAUCUCCGCCUCACCGGCCACUACUACGAGUUCAACACUAAGAUUGGUGACUGGGCCCGGAGGCAGCCACGCAAGGGCCUUUGGGAACGCUCGUCUCGCUACUACAUCCCCGAGCUUCACGGAUCCUGGAAGAACUUCACCGAGAUGGUCGAAGAGGAGAUGUACAACAGCGACGAGAAGCCCGUCUGGGGUCCGCCCCAGUUUGAGAACACGGGCAUGCUUCCGAGCCCGCCUGAGGUUAAGCAUUCGAGGACAUAUCUUGCCGACCAGUACGAGUGGGGUGUCGGCGAAGACGCCGAUCUAAUCACCUUCAAUCCCAUCUUUGACCCGGCCAAGACGAAUUGGGUCUUUCGCGAUGAUGUUUCUGGCUAUGACCUCGAGCUUCCGGAGCCACCCCGCCGCUGCGCUAUCAUAACCGUCUCGCGCCUGUCGAAGCGCUUGCUCGAUCUCAUGCACCGCGAAACCUAUCUGAUGAAGCACCACAUGUUCCCGGAGAUGUGGCCACCUUCGGUUGCCUUCCACCACGGGCUGAAGGCUGUCUAUGCCCCGCACGCGGUCUACUUCGACCACAACUGGCCGCUCGAGGCAAUUGACGGCACCUUCAACCACCCGCCCAAGCCAACAGACAGUGUCUUCGGCUGGGGCGAGCACAACCAGCUGGGCAACAGCUUCUACUACAACGCUGGCUUCUCUUCGGAGCUGUGGCGGCGAUGGCUAGGAGGGAAAGAGUUCGACCAGGGCGGGCCCGCAGAAGAGGAGGCUGGCACCGGCCGACUCUGCCUCCGCCCGACACUCUUCCACCCGAUCAAGCACGAGAACCUGGCUGAUUGACUUCCCUUCUAUCUCCGAUGCGCCCUUUUAAUCGUCGUGUUCUUUUUCGUUUCUCUCUGGCGCCACGUUGAGCGUUAUAGACUUGACACUUCAACCUUUUAAACACCAGCACUUUUGGCAUACUCAGCGUUGUUACCAUUCCCCUGUGCUUUCGUCCACCAUUGUCUACCAUCA